AUGGCGGCGGGCAGCCCCAAGCAGACGCGGAAGAAAAAAAAAGUCUUGAUUGCUAGAAAGAGGAGGAAAAAGAAACCGCAGCCGGCAGCGGUACAGCCUUGUGUGUCUGAGCCAGAUGGUGGGACCAGUCAGAAUGGCAAGCGUUCCGCCAAAUCGGCAACGGCUCACUGCAAAGGCAGCCUUGCCGGAUCCAAAAGUGUGGCACGAAGAAAAAAGAUCCUCCAAGCCAGUGGCUCCAAGAAGCGAGUGCGCAAAGAAAGCCACAGUGGUGGUAAGAGGAAGAAGUGCAAAGCGAAGGCGACGGCAUCACAGAAGGACGCUCCUAACCAACAAGAGCAGCCUCCAAGUCAAGAAGCCUCCCCUGCACAGAGGGAACAGGGAGAUGAGCAGUGCGAGCGCGACCCCUCGGAUGUUCGGAAGAAGUGUAAACUUGGGGAUACUUCCAAGCCAAAAAAGAGGAAAGCCAAAGGGGCGCCGAUCAAAUGCACUGACGAUAAAGCCGCUGCAGGCGCCACCGACGAGCAUGGUGAGCAGGAUAAGAAGGCAGCCACAGAGACAAGCAGUGGGAGUCAUCCAGACGACAGUGCCCAGUGUUUGAAGAUUUGUGCUGCCAACCUUCCCUGGUGGUUUGAUAAAGCCAGGAUUGAACGGCAUUUUCGAAGAAUGGGGGAGGUCGCACAUGUCUGGCUUCUGUAUGACAAGUGGGGUGAAUCCCGCGGCGUGGCUUUCAUCACGUUCUCUGACAAGGCAUCUGUGAAGGCAGCUCUGCAGUGUGAUGGUACAAACAUCGGGGGCAACGUGGUCAGGGUCAACUUGGCCCUGGACAAGAACAAGGAUGCCGAUGCAAAGGGGAAAGGCCAGAGCAAGGGCUGGGCUGGAGGUGGAGCUUGGGCAGAUGACGCUUCCCCAAACCAAGCUGCUGGCACUUCCGGGCAUUCGAAAGGAAAGGGAAGAGGAAAGGGAGGAAAGGGCGGAAGGGGAAAAGGCUCUGAGCCGAGCGGCAUUCUGGCACUGCCGAACCGUCCUGAGGGUUCUCUUGGGCUCAUGGCUCGAGGCUUGUCCUACGAUGCUACAGAGAAGGAUCUAAGGCAGCUCUUCUCUCAGUGUGGCUCAGGGCCGACUCGUGUCAGGGUGCUCGUGGACAAGGAUGGCUGGUCCAAAGGCAAGGCAUUUCUCGAUUUUGCUGAUGAGGCAGCCGUCGAAAAGGCAAUGGAGUUCAAUGACACGCUGCUUAAAGGCAGAAAACUUCGGCUGGAAUACACGCGUGCAGCAUCCUAG
Messenger RNA from Symbiodinium necroappetens, 1278 nucleotides. The record is from the annotation of a GenBank genome assembly. NCBI's taxonomy places the organism in Eukaryota, Dinophyceae, Suessiales, Symbiodiniaceae.